This is a messenger RNA of Mobula hypostoma (lesser devil ray), 4032 nucleotides long. It is a transcript of the gene drg2, whose product is annotated as developmentally regulated GTP binding protein 2. The record is from RefSeq and is a predicted model, not a curated record. Gene Ontology annotation, biological process: cytoplasmic translation. Lineage: Eukaryota; Metazoa; Chordata; Chondrichthyes; Myliobatiformes; Myliobatidae. The transcript has 13 exons. Bases 77 to 1171 code for a protein of 364 amino acids. Gene Ontology annotation, molecular function: GTP binding; GTPase activity. Gene Ontology annotation, cellular component: cytoplasm.
CCGGAUCCGCUGUGGGAGGUUUCCAGAAUUUGCGACAACUUUUGGUGAAUUUGCUCCGGGAUUCAAAGCUGCAACCAUGGGGAUCCUGGAGAAAAUCUCGGAGAUCGAGAAAGAAAUCGCACGGACCCAGAAAAACAAAGCCACUGAGUAUCAUUUGGGCUUGUUAAAAGCCAAACUUGCUAAGUACAGAGCACACUUGUUGGAACCCCCAAAAUCUGCUGGAUCCAAAGGUGAAGGCUUUGAUGUGAUGAAAUCAGGAGAUGCCAGGGUAGCAUUGAUUGGAUUCCCUUCUGUGGGUAAGUCAACGUUUUUGAGUUUGAUGACUUCCACUGCAAGUGAAGCAGCUUCGUAUGAAUUUACAACCCUUACCUGCAUUCCAGGUGUCAUAGAGCAUAAAGGUGCUAACAUUCAGCUUUUGGAUCUGCCUGGUAUCAUUGAAGGAGCAGCACAAGGAAAAGGUCGUGGUCGCCAGGUGAUUGCAGUUGCUAGGACAGCAGAUGUUGUAAUAAUGAUGCUGGACGCAACGAAGGGUGAUAUCCAAAGGAAUUUACUGGUAAAAGAGCUGGAGUCUGUUGGAAUCCGAUUAAACAAACCUAAACCCAAUAUUUAUUUCAAGCCCAAGAAAGCUGGUGGGAUCUCUUUCAACUCAACAGUUACAUUGACUCAAUGUUCUGAAAAGUUAGUACAGCUCAUCUUGCAUGAAUACAAAAUUUUCAAUGCAGAGGUUCUUUUCAGGGAAGAUGCAAGUCCAGAUGAAUUUAUAGAUGUAAUCGUUGGAAACCGUGUUCACAUGCCAUGUCUUUAUGUAUAUAAUAAAAUUGAUCAGAUCUCCAUGGAAGAGGUAGACCGUUUGGCCAGACAACCACACAGCGUUGUCAUUAGCUGUGAGAUGAAGCUCAAUUUAGAUUAUCUGCUUGACAUGCUUUGGGACUACCUUGCAUUAAUCUGCAUCUACACAAAGAGGAGAGGAGAACGACCAGAUUUUUCAGGUGCUAUUAUUAUGAGAAGAUCAGCUUCAGUUGAACAUGUGUGCCAUCGAAUUCACAGAACCUUAGCAAGCCAGUUCAAGUAUGCUCUCGUCUGGGGUACAAGUACAAAGUACAGCCCUCAAAGAGUGGGACUGAAUCACAUAAUGGAGCACGAGGAUGUCAUUCAAAUCGUCAAGAAAUAAAUAUUGACCAGCAUUUCCCAAGUAACUGCAGUGUUAUCAUCUGCCCUCCCCUUUCUUGGAACAGCAGGCAGUGUGAAAGUGGACUGUUCUGAAAUUGUGAUGAAAGAAGUUAUUGUAUAGAGAUGGCUUGCUGUGGCAGCCCUUUAAUUACAAAUUUACCAUUAUUCUGGUACUUUACAGUAUGCUGAAUGUUAAAAUGGGAGCAUAUAGCCUAUUAUGAAGGCCAUUGAUUGUACCUUGUAGCUCCUGCUUAAACAGUUACACAUCUUAAUUUGCAGUACAUUUUGGUAUCAAGAUGAUUUCCUACUUCAAAGAAUUCUAGUACAGGCAUUCCUUUGUUUGCUUAUUGAGUAAACAUUCUUUACUAAUUCUCGGUACAUCAUUUUGGUUCCUCAUAGAACUCCAAAGACGCUGAACUUACAGUGAUUCUGAAUAAUAUAUAUCCGAAUUGAGAUGAAAUCUCAAUGAAGUGGCAAAGACAGAUUGAAUGCUUUAAUCAGUAAAUAUUAAAAGUUGUAGGGUCAAGCCUAUAUGAUGCUAGUACCAAUACAUCAAAAAGAGCAUUUGUUCAGUGGGCCCACUUUGGUGUGCUCUCUAGCCUUGCAGUAGUUCCUUUAAAAAAUACUUUUAAAAUUUCUCCAUGAUAUUUUCAGACCAUACCUAGAUGAAUCAUCCGUUUUUCAUCUGUGAGUAUAGUAGGAUAACAAACCUGAAGAAUUUCAUUGUAUCUAAAUUUAUCUUUGCACAGAAUGCCGGAACUUUAAAGCAGAUUUAGAGCAUAGCAGUCCCUUACUUUUUAGAUUUGAGCCAAGUUACGCUAACAAGCUUUUUGGGGAAAGAGUUUGUUCCCCAAGAGGUAAACCAUGGUUUGACCCUCAUUGAUAGAGUUUAUUUGAAAGUUCGUGAACCUUCAAUUUUGGAUAUACAAAAUUUGGGGUUAUUAAUUAAUUUUUGAUUUAAUCAAAAUUUUGUAUUUAAUAAGAAUGAUGUUUGUUUCUGUGGCACUUUUCCACAUUAUUCUGAGAAUGUUGUGAUUUGGUAGAUGUGGUGCGACCUGGAGUUAUUUGGGUGCAUAUUUGUAGUGCAUUGAUUUGCUGACAUCUAAUGGUGUACAGUUCAUGAUUUCCAUGUCUACAAUGGAUGUUACUAGUGACUGUUGAACUGAAGACAGGAUCUGCAGCAAACAGGCAAUGAAAAACCAAGAAAAUGGCAUUUUUGAGAUUGGAUCUUCUGCCUGAUUGCUGUUCAUUUGGUGGCUGAACAUCAGUUCACAAUUGCUGUAAGCCUGACUUCUAGUAAAAAGAAAUAAGUAGAGAGCAGUGCUGAAAGAUUGUGUGUGUGUCUCUCUCAAUGUGGCCUUACCUGUUAUAUGACAUCAAUAUAAACAGCCAGGAACUCAGACAGUGUAUGUGGUUGUUGUGUUCUGAACCAAAAGGUGGGAUUUGGCAUUGAAAAUUAGAGUGUAGCAAUAAAUUCAGGAAGAAAAGUUACUGAUUUGCAAGAAGAAAACUAUAGAUGCUGAAAAUCUGCAGUAAAAUUAGAAAAUAUAGGGAAUAUAUUGGUGCAGUGGUCAAUGUGCAUGUGUUGGGUCAAAGUGUCUUUUUUGUGAUCAAAGACGGAUAUGUUCAGCGUGUCAGGAAGUACCUGUGUAGAAAGAAACAGAAUUAAAGAUCCAGGUCAGUGAUACAGAAAGGUCAUUAACUGGAAACAUUAACCUUUUUUUUCUCUUUCAAAGGAUGCUCCCUGAGUAUUUCUAGUAUUUUCAGUUCUUAUUUAGACACAGUUGUAGGACUGUAUGAUCAAAUAGUUAAUCUUUUUUAAUUCUCAAGUAAUACUGAUUCUUUGUUUAACAACAGAUAAGUUCUCUAGUUUUUUUAAAUAGUUCCAGAGGAUCUUUUGUGAUCACCUUAAAGAGCAAACAAGACUGGUGUCAUCUCUCAAAUAAAAGGCUUCCAGCAGUAGAAUAAAUCCUCAGUACCAUGUGUCAGCCUAGCUCAGCUGCUCAAGAUUUUCAGUAGCCCUUGGACUACUCCCUUCUAAUUAGGAAUAUGUUUUCUGAGCCAAAGUUGAUAUCCAGUACUUGGUGAAGUUUCAAUUCUGUUUGAUAGUCAACAUUGAAAAUCACUAAGCAGAUGAAUAAUUUAGAAUUAAUAAGUUUAUUUGAAAUUAUUUUGCCAUAUUACUAAUUGUUGAAUAUUCUGCAGAAAAUUUUUGGAUUUGGAAUUAGUCAAAGUUGUUAAGUAAUUCAUACGCCAUGUGUAUCCUGGCCACUGCUCUGAUGACUUCAAAGAAGUUCAACACUAUGUUUAUUUAAUGUUUUAUUGACAAUUGACUACUUCAUAGGUCAACAUAUUUUGCAAUACACUACAGGUGUAUUAGAUAACAUGAUGCAUAAUGGGAAAUGUAGAGUAACAUAUGGAUUUGCAAUGGCUGUUCUUGAGGUUACAGUUAAUAGUUUUUGUUCAUGAUUCUUAUUGAUCAUCGUCAUGUUCAUUUAAUAAGUCUUAUAUUAACUGUUAGUGACAGCAGCUGCAUAGUAAUGAGGAAAUAUGUGCAGUUUUCCUGAGAGCAUGCCAUUUCUUUUAAUACAGCCUUUUUUCAAAAUCUCAGAAUAUUUCUAGCAGGGAAAGAGCCCAUUCUGCCUGUUGGGGUUGCACCAGCUCUAUGUAAGAUCCUAUCAGCCAUCCCACAUCCACACUUGCUUCCAUAACUCUCAGAAUUCUUUCCUUUCAGAUACUUAUCCAGUUUUUAUUUUCAAUGCUGCAAUUCAAUCUGUCUGCACUACUACCCCAAGGAAUAAAUGAAUUUCUUUAUUUCACUUUGGUUCUAUUGUUAAGUCACCUUUAUUUGACGUCCACUCA